Molecule: messenger RNA, 1245 nt
Organism: Camelina sativa (false flax)
Lineage: Eukaryota; Viridiplantae; Streptophyta; Magnoliopsida; Brassicales; Brassicaceae
Source: RefSeq, a predicted model, not a curated record
AUGUCUUCUUCAGAUCCUUAUGCUUAUUUUCGUUCAUGGAUGGAUAAACCUAGAUACAAUGAAGAGAUGGGCAAACUUACAGAAGAGUUCAAGGAAGGUCUUAGACAAUUCAUGUUAUUCGCGUCAAACCAGAGCAUAACGCGAGAAACAGGUACUAUGUCUUGUCCUUGUCCAAAAUGUCGGAAUUACAAAAAUCUGGAGGUAUCAUUAGUAAAGAAGCAUUUGUUUAGGGAUGGAUUUAUGCCGGGUUAUAAGAUAUGGUUUUCGCAUGGAGAAAGUGAAUCAAUGGUAGAUUAUGGUAGUACUAGUCAACAUUAUAUUCCGGAUAGUGUAGAAGAACCACCGAUAGAAGUAGACGUAGAUGCAGCAAAUAUGUCAUUGUAUGAUGGUUGUAAGAAGGGUCAUUCACCAUUAUCAGCUGCAACUAGGUUGAUGGGCACAAAGACGGAUUGGAAUUUAUCAGAGGGUUGUGUGGAUGCGAUUACUGAUUUUGUGAAAGAAAUUUUGCCAGAGAAUAAUCUUUCACCAGCUUCGUACUAUGAGGUGCACAAACUCGUAGCUGGACUUGGUUUGCCAUAUCAGGACACAAGUGGAAGAGUUCCCAUACCAUAUAAAAGGAUGUGGUAUUUACCGUUGGCAGAGAGGUUGAAAAGAUUGUAUCAGUCAGAGCGUACAGUAGGAGCAAUGAGAUGGCAUGCAGAACAUACAUCAGACGGUGUAAUUGCGCACCCAUCGGAUGCAGAAGCACAGAAACAUUUUCAGUCAGUCUAUCCUGGCUUCGCGUAUGAGCCAAGGAACGUUUAUCUUGGUUUGUCUACAGAUGGUUUUAAUCCUUUUGGGAAACAUGGGAGGCAAUAUUCAUUGUGGCCAGUUAUCGUGACACCUUAUAAUUUGCCGCCAUCUUUGUGUAUGAAACGGGAGUUUCUUUUUCUCACCAUUCUUGAUCCAGGUCCAGAUCAUCCGAAGAAAUCACUUGAUGUUUUUUUGCAGCCAUUGAUAUAUGAGUUACAAAUGUUAUGGGAACAUGGUGUGAAAGCGAUUUUCCAGCCUAUGCUGAAACACGGACGUAAAACGAGUUGGUUUGAUUGUCACAGACGAUGGCUCCCUGAAGAUCAUCCUUAUCAUUGGAGCACCACAUUAUUUAAAAAGAACAAACAAGUCGUUGAUAGUCCACCUCCUGAGUAUUCUGGCGAAGAAAUUUUGAAUCAGUUAAGAGAUUUUGGUGCUGAGAAGACAGCGGUUUGA